Molecule: messenger RNA, 1011 nt
Organism: Eimeria mitis
Lineage: Eukaryota; Apicomplexa; Conoidasida; Eucoccidiorida; Eimeriidae
Exons: 4
Coding region: 1-1011 (336 amino acids)
Source: RefSeq, a predicted model, not a curated record
AUGCAGCAGAAGCAGCAUAGCAGCAGCAGCAGCAGCAGCAGUAGUAGUAGCAGUGCAGCAGCAGCAGCGGCAGCAGCAGCAAGAGUAGCAGCAGCAGCAGCAGCAGCAGUAGCAGCAGGAGCAGUAGCAGAAGAAGGAAGCGCAGAAGGUGCAGAAGGAACGGGGAGAGCAGCGACGGCAGCAGCAGCAGCAGCAGCAGCAGCAGCAGCAGCCAGCUGCUCUGCUGCUAGUGAUAUAGCAGCAGCAGAUGAUUUGGAAAGCACAACAGAAACAGAAGGUUUAGAUUAUGCAGCAGAAGCAGCAACAGACACAGCAGCAGCAGCAGCAACAGACACAGCAGCAGCAGCAGCAGCAGAAGAAGAUGCUGCAGCAGCAACAGAUGCAGCAGCAGCAGAAGAUGCAGCAGCAAAAGCAGGAGACGCAGCAGCAGCAGAAGAUGCAGCAGCAACAGCAGAAGAUCCUGCAGCAGCAGCAGAUGCAGCAACAGCAGCAGCAGGGGAUGCAGCAGCAGAUGCAGCAGCAGGAAAUGCAGCAGCAGCACCAGAAGAUAUACCAGCAGGAGAUGCUGCAGCAGCAGCAGAUGCAGCAGCAGGAGAUGCUGCAGCAGCAGCAGAUGCAGCAGCAGCAGAUGCUGCAGCAGCAGCAGAUGCAGCAGCAGCAGAUGCUGCAGCAGCAGAAGAUGCAGCAGCAGCAGAUGCAGCAGCAGCAGAUGCUGCAGCAGCAGAAGAUGCAGCAGCAGCAGAAAACGCAGCAGACAUUGCAGCAGCAACAGAAGCUGCAGCAGAUGCAGCAGCAGAAGCAGAUGAAGUAGCAAAAGAAGAUGCUGCAGCAGCAACAGAAGAUGCUGGAGCAGCAGCAGCAGAAGAUACAGCAGCAGCAGCAGCAGCAGCAGCAGAAGAUACAGCAGCAGCAGCAGCACCAGCAGCAGAAGAUACAGCAGCAGCAGAAGAUGCAGCAGCAGCAGAGACAGCAACGCAAGCUGCGGAGGCGGCUGCAGCAGCAAAUGCUUGA